Sesamum indicum (sesame) is the source of this 832-nucleotide messenger RNA. RefSeq names its product cell wall / vacuolar inhibitor of fructosidase 1. Gene Ontology annotation, biological process: negative regulation of catalytic activity. Gene Ontology annotation, molecular function: enzyme inhibitor activity. The record is from RefSeq and is a predicted model, not a curated record. Lineage: Eukaryota; Viridiplantae; Streptophyta; Magnoliopsida; Lamiales; Pedaliaceae.
GACCACCUCUUUUAAUAGUCCAGACUCCACCUCCUCUGAGCACACCCUAUACUAUACAUCUUCAUGAUCAAAAACCCUUCCCAACAUAUAUAUCUCUUCCAUUUCAUUCACUCAAUUAGGAAAAUUAAAUAUGAAAUUCCCAGUAAUCCUACUCGCAAUUCUUCACACGCAUGCAGGAUUAAUCACACAAAUGAACGACCAGACCUUGAUCGAGACCACAUGCAGGAGCACCUCAAACUUCCAGCUCUGCCUCUCCACGCUCCUCGCCAAUCCGCUCAGCGCCACCGCUGAUGUGGCGGAGCUCGCCCUGAUUAUUGUUGACGCCGUCAAAGCCAAGACGGAAACAGCCCUAUCAGGCAUCGAGGAGUUGAAAUGGCUUCACCCGGAACUUACAGACGCGCUGGGGCAAUGCAGCAACUCGUACAAGGCGGUGCUCAAGGCGGAUGUACCGGAAGCUGUGGCGGCUCUGACGAGAGGAGUCCCAAAAUUUGCUGAAUUUGGGAUGGUUGAUGCGGCGUGGGAGGCUGAGAUCUGCGAGGGUAGUUUUGAGAGGGUGGCCGAGUCGCCGUUGAGUGAAUUGAAUAGAGAUAUCCAUGACCUUGCUGUCGUUGCUGCCGGUAUUAUUAAAAAUUUGCUCUGAGAGUGUUUUUUUUUCUUUUUUGCCCUUCAGGUAUAGAUAUAGUGAUGAUAUAUAUAUAUACAUAUACAUAUACAUGGAUAUAUAUAUAUAUAUAUAUAUAUAUGCUAAUCAUGUUAUGUAUGGCUAAACAGUACUCGCCCAUUACGCACAUACUGUGAUUUCUUAUGCAUAUGACGAAGAAAUUAAUUUAGG